AUGAAGGAGAUCACCAAACGCUUGGGUGCUGUCGGUGCUACUCGUCUUUCAGGAUAUGGACCGCAUGAUCCUCACUGUGCCUGGUUGGAGACACUACAAGAUAUGGCUGCCAACCGAUGUCAGUGGCGUUCUUGUUAUCUAUUUUAUGCCCCGUGUCUAUGUACCUCCAUCGCUGAGUCUUUGACCAGCGUUUGGUAUUCUUCUGCAUUCCUUGGUGUACUUUCCACCGCCUCGGCUAUCAGUCACUGUGGUGUGAAUCACAGUCCCCGCCUUAAAACCUCCACAUUCUCCAAAUCUAUUUAUGCCCCGUGUCUAUGUACCUCCAUCGCUGAGUCUUUGACCAGCGUUUGGUAUUCUUCUGCAUUCCUUGGUGUAUCUAGAGUUCCGCUUCGGAAAAAGCGUAAGGUGGAUAGCCUCGCUGAUAUUUUGCUUUCAAAUGAUAUCCGGUUCAAUAGAAAACAACCAGCACAGUUACUGGGUCGUCGUUGGAUGGUGAGUAGAGCACACCAGUCACAUCGCUCCAGCGUGAACACGUACGCCUGUUCAGACGUAAAAAUUCAGAUGAGUCCAACGUGCGUUGGUGGGGUAGUGGUUACACGCUCGCCUCGCAUGUCAGAUGUCCGGGGUUCACAUCCCGGCACAGCCAUUGGAUAUGCACUGCUGAUGAGCUCUAAUGGGGGUGAAACUCGAAUCCAGCGCUUCCUUUGGUGUGGACUCACCGGAAUAAUUAUGCCAGAACAGGAGGACGACCGUUCAAAUGAGAGUGAUUGGUUCUACAUAUCAUUGGUCCUCUAUGCCCCUUCACUGGCGAUUAGUCAAGUCAGUGGUCUUCCUUUGUGGUUGUCGAUCAUAACCACUGGUGUGGUCGCUACAUUCUACACAACACUGGGCGGUAUUCGUGCGGUCGUUUGGACGGACGUGCUGCAGUUGUUUGUGCUCACCUUCGGGCUCCUACUCAUCGUGAUUAUGGGCGUUGUGAAAGUUGGCGGUCCAAAAGUUCUGUGGGCUAUCGCCUGGGAGGGGAAGCGUCUCCAGUCUUUCAGCUUCAGUUUCGAUCCUCUAAGACGACAUUCUGUGUGGGCCCUCGCGUUCGGAGGAGCUGGAAUGAUGCUUGGCAUAUUUGGAGCUAAUCAAACGCAAAUCCAACGGUACCUGGCAUGCAAGGAUAUGAGAACUGCUCGCAGAGCAAUCCUAUUGAACGUACCAAUGAAUUCAAUAUUCAUGGUGAUCCAACUGGCUUCCGGCCUGGUUGCCUACGCUUACUUUGUCGAUUGUGACCCGAUCGGUGCCGGCCUGAUAAAGAAAGCGGAUCAAUUAUUGCCCUAUUUGGUCAUGGUUCUCUUCGAUGGAAUUCCCGUGAUACGUGGCCUUUUCCUGUCCAUUAUAUUUGCAGCUUCGCUAAGCACCCUUUCCUCUGGCGUGAACAGUCUGGCUACUGUGAUUUUGGAGGACAUCAUUCGACCUCUUUUCUACUACAUCACUGGCAAGGACGUAAAACCAAAGUCAAGAACUCUACUGGCGACGAUAUCCUUACUGUUUUCCUUGCCCAAUUCGGAGUGGCGUAAACAGAGAGGUGACCAACCCUUGACUUGGCAGAGGAUCGUGAAGGAGAUCACGAAACGCUUGGGUGCUGUCGGUGCUACUCGCCUUCCAGGAUGGGGACCGCGUGAUCCUCACUGUGCCUGGUUGGAGACACUACAAGAUAUGGCUGCCAACCGAUGUCAGUGGCGUUCUUGUUGUCAGUUUCUGUCCAGAUUGCCUGAAUCCAUUUAUCACUCAAUUUUAGCUGCCAUCGUCGGUCUAUCCACGGUUGGACUAGCAUUCCUCUUCGACCUAAUGAGCUCAAAUAUUUUGCCAUUCGCCUACGGCUUGUUUGGUGCGGUCGGUGGUCCCAUCCUGGCUAUUUUCACUCUUGGAAUUCUUGUGCCCUGCGUGAACCAAUACGGUGGUAUAGCAGCUCUCUUAUCCAGCCUAACCGUUGGUAUCUGGCUAUGUAUAGGCGCGAUUGUGUACCCACCUCCGGUGCCAUCUCUGCCCCUAUCCACAGUCAACUGCUCGAUGAAUGUGACCAACAUCACACAAGUUGCGACUGGAACCCGAACUUUCUACUCAAUAUCGUAUCUUUACUACACACCAGUAAGCCUUAUUGUGGCCCUGGUUUUUGGUGUCGUCUUCAGUGCAGCAUCUGAUUCAUGUCUGAAUGAACUUGAAAUCUACAAACCGGUGGGGAUCAUGCUGAGGGUCAGAUAUCCGUUCAACUUGAGUAAGACGUUAGUUGCACGAGUACCAUUGGUCACGCUGCACGGGGACUUCCGGGUUCGAUGUUUGCCACAGCGUUUGUCUAAUCGUAAAACAAAUUUAUGA
Opisthorchis viverrini is the source of this 2364-nucleotide messenger RNA. RefSeq lists its product as hypothetical. Lineage: Eukaryota; Metazoa; Platyhelminthes; Trematoda; Opisthorchiida; Opisthorchiidae. Bases 1 to 2364 code for a protein of 787 amino acids. Gene Ontology annotation, molecular function: symporter activity. The transcript is spliced from 16 exons. Gene Ontology annotation, biological process: transmembrane transport; sodium ion transport. The record is from RefSeq and is a predicted model, not a curated record. Gene Ontology annotation, cellular component: membrane.